UAUGUCAAAUUCUUAAGCAAUCGAAAAACUAAAUAAAUUUUGUAUAUAAAUAUAUUUUUUAAGACAUUUUUACUAUUAUUAAUUCAUAGAAAAAAUGAAUGAAAGAUUUGAGUAAAAUCUGUAGGCGAUUCUUUAGAGAGAAUGUCAAAUUGAAAAUAAAAACUUACUUAUCAAGGGAUAAAUUGAGUUAUUAAAAUAACAAAUAAGAGAUCAGAAAUUAAUCAAGCAAUAGCAAGAUCAAGAACUCAGGGAAAUAGAAAAGAUACAAGUUAUGCAAAAUUUGAAGGAAGAAUAGUAGAAGUAGAUUGAGGAGAAGGAGAUCCAAUUGAUCAAACAAAAAAAGGAACUUCAUCUCAGAUUAGAUGCAUGUGAAGACUUAUAAUUUGAGAUAGAACAACAAUAUUAGCAUCUGCAAAUUCAAUAAGAAAAUCAUAAGAUUUUGGAUGAAUCAAUUAAAAGACUGAUGGAUUGUAUUUAAAGGGUUAAGAAACCAAUAAAAAACUAGUUAUUUAACAAUCGAGUUGCUACUUCUCAUUCAUUUGAUGAACGGGCCACUGGUUUUGGGAUUAUGGGAAUGUUUAAGUCUAAAAACAAUGUCGACGAUUAUAUAUAGAGAGUAGAAAAAAUUAAUACUUCUAGACUAUUUGAUCAUUGA
Paramecium octaurelia is the source of this 655-nucleotide messenger RNA. NCBI's taxonomy places the organism in Eukaryota, Ciliophora, Oligohymenophorea, Peniculida, Parameciidae. The record is from the annotation of a GenBank genome assembly.